Molecule: messenger RNA, 3231 nt
Organism: Arctia plantaginis
Lineage: Eukaryota; Metazoa; Arthropoda; Insecta; Lepidoptera; Erebidae
Source: the annotation of a GenBank genome assembly
AUGAUAAUUAGUGAUGAAAGUGGAAACUGUAUGACAGCAUCAAGAGUGGAGAUGCAGACGCGUACAGCACUGCUGGCGCUGGCGGCGCUGGGAGCGCUGGCGGCGGCGGCGGCGGCAAUGGCGGCAGAGCGCGGCAGUGGCAUCAAAGUGGGCGGCGGCGCUGCCGGAGGCGGGGCACGUGACGCAGGUCGUGGUGGUGGUGUGCGCAUCGGCGUCGACGGGCUGCGGCGCCCACGCACUUCACCAGCGCCGCCUCCGCCGCGACAACCCUCGUCCAUCACGGCAGCUCUUGUCGUACCACAUAAAGCCUUUGGCACGCGUGAUUACACCAAGGCGGAAAAGGCAGCGUUAUCAAAAUUGCCGCGGAAACUAAAACUAUUCUCGCAUGUGCGCCUAAAUAUUACGCUUUCUACCCAAGGCUUAACGCCUAGUCCUAUGUCUAUCCUGGAUUCGCUAUGUAAAGAAUUUCUAGCAGUAAAUGUAUCUGCUAUCCUUUAUCUUAUGAAUCAUGAACAAUAUGGGCGAUCUACUGCCUCUGCACAGUAUUUUCUACAACUCGCCGGCUAUCUCGGCAUACCGGUUAUUGCGUGGAAUGCAGACAACAGUGGCCUCGAAAAGCGUGCAUCACAUGCAUCCUUGCGGUUACAAUUAGCUCCGUCUAUUGAACAUCAAACGGCCGCUAUGUUGUCAAUAUUAGAACGAUACAAGUGGCAUCAAUUUAGUGUCGUUACUUCAGCGAUUGCGGGCCACGAUGAUUUUAUACAAGCUGUACGUGAAAGAGUUAUUGCCCUCCAAGAUCGAUUUAAAUUUACAAUUUUAAAUGCUAUCGUCGUUAAACGUUCUGCGGAUUUGAACGAGCUGGUGACAAGUGAAGCACGCGUCAUGUUGCUGUAUGCAACACGUGAAGAAGCAGCCGAAAUUUUAUCAGCCGCUGGUGACUUGCACCUUACUGGCGAGAAUUUCGUCUGGAUUGUGACACAAAGCGUCCUCGGGUCGUUGCAGCAACCGAAUAAAUUUCCAGUUGGCAUGCUUGGUGUACAUUUCGACACAUCGAGUUCAUCGCUGAUCGCUGAAAUAGCCACAGCAGUUAAAGUAUUUGCAUACGGCGUAGAAUCGUAUGUCUCCGAGCCAGAGAAUAUACGGUAUCCGCUGGGGACUCGUCUGUCCUGCAGCGGGGCAGCGGCUGGGGAAGCCCGGUGGUCUACUGGUGAAAGAUUCUACAGGCAUCUGCGCAACGUUAGCGUUGAUGGCGAAACUGGCCGACCAAGUAUAGAGUUUACUCCUGACGGUGAACUUAAAGCAGCAGAAUUGAAAAUAAUGAAUCUUCGUCCAGCCAUAGGCGAGCAGUUGGUAUGGGAAGAAAUAGGAACGUGGAAUUCUUAUCCGCGUGAGAGACUUAUAAUUAAGGAUAUAGUGUGGCCAGGUGGAUUACACACUCCACCACAGGGAGUGCCAGAGAAAUUUCAUAUGCGCAUUACAUUUCUGGAAGAGCCACCGUACAUAAAUUUAGCGCCACCAGAUCCUGUUAGCGGACGAUGUUCCCUAGAUCGGGGCGUUAUAUGUCGCGUGGCACCAGAAGUGGAAGUAGCUGGUUUGGAGGCGGGAGCAGCUCAUGGGAACAGUUCAUUGUAUCAGUGCUGCAGCGGUUUCUGCAUAGAUCUUCUCCAACAACUAGCGGAACAGCUUGGAUUUACGUAUGAACUGGUGCGCGUUGAAGAUGGCCGCUGGGGUACCCUACACCAAGGAAAAUGGAAUGGCCUUAUAGCCGAUCUAGUUAACAAAAAAACUGACAUGGUAUUAACAUCAUUAAUUAUAAAUUCAGACCGAGAAGCUGUUGUGGAUUUUAGUGUACCUUUUAUGGAAACGGGUGUCGCCAUUGUGGUGGCGAAACGAACGGGUAUCAUUUCUCCAACAGCUUUCUUAGAGCCAUUCGAUACUGCAUCUUGGAUGCUUGUGGGUGCCGUCGCCAUUCAAGCGGCGACGUUCUCCAUAUUCUUUUUUGAGUGGUUAUCACCGAGUGGAUUUGAUUGUUCUACUGGCAAUAAUUCAAAGCGUGUGCCACAGAAUCGCUUUUCUCUGUGUCGAACGUAUUGGAUUGUUUGGGCAGUGCUAUUCCAGGCAUCAGUACACGUCGAUUCCCCUCGAGGAUUUACAGCAAGAUUUAUGACAAAUAUGUGGGCGAUGUUUGCAGUGGUAUUUCUUGCCAUUUAUACUGCUAACUUGGCCGCGUUCAUGAUCACGCGGGAGGAGUUCCAUGAACUAAGCGGCUUAGAUGAUCCUCGGAUAGCGCGGCCACUAACCCAGCGGCCGCCGCUGAAGUUUGGUACAGUGCCGUGGUCUCAUACAGACGCCACACUCGCUAAAUACUUCACUGAACCUCAUGCAUAUAUGAGUCGAUAUAAUCGAAGUACUGUAAGUGCGGGCGUCACAGGCGUACUUACUGCUGAAUUAGAUGCUUUUAUUUACGAUGGCACUGUACUAGAUUAUUUAGUAUCACAAGACGAGGAUUGCAGACUUUUAACUGUAGGGUCUUGGUACGCCAUGACUGGAUACGGACUAGCAUUUACACGUAAUUCAAAAUAUGUUAGUAUGUUUAAUAAAAGAUUACUCGAUUUAAGAGCAAAUGGUGACCUCGAAAGAUUACGAAGGUACUGGAUGACAGGUACAUGUAAGCCUAAUAAACAAGAACACAAGUCAUCAGAUCCCUUGGCUUUAGAACAAUUCUUGUCAGCAUUUCUGUUGUUGAUGGCUGGCAUUCUGCUCGCGGCGCUGCUGCUGCUGCUAGAGCAUGUUUACUUCCGUUACCUGCGCUCACACCUUGCUGCCUCCAGCGCGGGCUCCUGUUGUGCCCUAGUGUCUUUGUCUAUGGGACAAUCACUUACAUUCCAUGGGGCCGUUGUGGAGGCAGCGGCGCGUGGGUAUGGAGGUCGGAGUCAUUGUCGCUCCGCUGUUUGUGCCGCCCAGGUGUGGCGAGCGCGGCAUGAGCGUGACAUGGCGGUAGCGCGGGCGCGGCAGUUGGCGGCAGCGCUGGCAGCGCACGGCCUGGCAGCGCCUCCUCGCCGCCUCGCCUCUGCCGGCGAGCUGCUGGCAGGCGGCAAGGCACAUGACGCCACGCACGUGCGUACGCUAAGGCCGCCUGCCGACCUGCUCCCAGACCUCGAUCGUCCGCUCUCUUGCGGAGAUUUACGUGCGAGAGAACGGACACGAGUAGAAAUGGAAACAGUGCUGUGA